AUUUAGCAACUGAGUGUGACACACGAGGUCUGCAGCGAGCUGGUCCAACUCGCUAGGCAUAAGUACAAGAAGAGAUGGAGUUCGGAUUCAGGGACGAUUGGGCAUCGGUCUGGUCCAGUCCCGUGCCUGCUCUUGCGAGACCCUUGGGCUUGGAUGACUCCCUUCUUGUUACCUCCUGCGUAUCAUUCUAUUUUUACAGAUUUACCAUUGUUGAAUGGUGUUUUUGUGGGGUGCAUGGUCACUACAGCAAGAACCUAAACCUCUUGGGCGCUUACUCUUUCUCAAAUCUUUCAGAUCGUUGCCGAGACACCAGCAUGAAUCCACAUGUGAUAGAAGGACACUUUUCCUAUUCAUGUCAGCAGGCCACACUUCAUAUCACAAAAUUAACGGAUUUUUUUUUUCUUAUCUCUAUCCUAUUCUUGGAGCUGCAAGCCGAUUUGAAUUAAAAAUCACCCUAAACGUAUACAAAUUAUUCGCGAGUUCUACUUUUGAUUUAUAAUGUUCGAUAAAAUUUUGCGGCUCGAAAACUUUAACUAACAUAUGCAAUUACCUAAAAUCUAUAUAUAACAUAUAAUAUUAUUGCUUUGAAAUUUUGGAGGGAAAGAAGUAGAAGUAACGAGUCAAGCAGGAAAAUAUAAAGGCAAAAAUUCACAUUACGUUGAAGUUGAAGGACUAAAAUGAAAUAUAUCAAAUUUCUCCAUCCAAAAAGGGGAAAGAAAACAGAGAGGCCCCUCGCUUAUCUUCUUUCCUGGCCAACGUCAUCUUCUCCUUCUCCCACAGCUCCAUCGUCGAGCUGAGAAGGAACUCGCGCAGAGAGAUAUGGACAGCUACAAGCUCUUCUCUCCCUCCUCAUCCGCGCCUUCUCUCUCGGCUUUCCUCUCCCCUCGCCCAAACACCCUCCGCCAUCUUCCCUCACUUCCAUGCAAACGGUCCUUCGUCUCAGCCUCCCUCCUCCACUCUCAGCAACCGCAAAAGCCACCUCCCCUGCCCCCCGCCGUGGAGGCCUUCUGGGAGUGGCUCCGCCGCGAGGGCGUCGUCUCCCUCAAGACCCCGGCGAAGCCCGCGGUCGUCCCGGAGGGCCUGGGGCUCGUCGCCCAGAGAGACAUUGCCCGGAACGAGGUCGUCCUGGAGGUGCCCAAGAAGUUGUGGAUAAACCCAGAGGCGGUGGCUGGCUCGGAGAUUGGGAAGGUGUGCGGGGGGUUGAAGCCGUGGGUGUCCGUGGCUCUGUUCUUGAUCCGAGAGAAGCUGAGGGACGACUCGCCGUGGCGGGUCUACCUUGAUGUCCUCCCAGAGUCCACCGAUUCCACUGUAUUUUGGUCAGAAGAGGAGCUAGCUGAGCUGAAAGGAUCUCAGCUAUUGAGCACUACAUUAGGUGUGAAAGAGUAUGUGGGUAGUGAAUUCCAGAAGUUGGAACAAGAGAUUAUAUUACCUAACAGGCAGCUCUUCCCUUCUCGUAUAACAUUGGAUGACUUCCUCUGGGCAUUUGGGAUCCUCAGAUCAAGGGCAUUUUCAAGACUUCGUGGCCAAAACCUUGUGUUGAUCCCCCUUGCGGAUUUGAUUAAUCACAGUCCGAGUAUCAUCACAGAAGAUUAUGCAUAUGAAAUCAAAGGUGCUGGUCUUUUUUCAAGGGAGCUGUUAUUUUCUUUGAGGAGCCCUGUGUCUGUCAAAGCUGGUGAACAGGUUCUGAUUCAGUAUGAUUUGAAUAAGAGCAAUGCUGAAUUGGCUCUGGAUUAUGGGUUCAUAGAAUCAAACUCAGAGCGCAACUCGUAUACGUUAACACUGCAAAUAUCCGAGUUGGAUCAAUUUUUUGGAGACAAGCUAGAUAUAGCCGAGUCAAAUGGUCUGGGGGAGACUGCAUCUUUUGAUAUAGUUUCGGGUCAACCUCUUCCACCAACAAUGCUUCCGUAUUUGCGGCUAGUAGCUCUAGGAGGAACAGAUGCUUUCCUCCUGGAAUCCCUUUUCAGGAACACAAUAUGGGGCCACCUGCAAUUGCCUGUGAGUCGGGCCAAUGAGGAGCUAAUAUGUCAUGUUAUUCGAGAUGCUUGCAGAUCUGCACUUUCUGGUUAUCAUACCACAGUCGAAGAGGAUGAGAAGCUUGCAGAAAAAGGGGAUCUUGCUCGUAGGCUAGAGAUUGCAGUCGGUGUUAGAGCUGGGGAGAAGAAGGUGCUGCAGCAAAUUGACAAUGCAUUCAAGGAUAGAGAAAUGGAAUUAGAUGAGUUGGAAUACUACCAAGAAAGAAGGCUCAGAGAUCUUGGUCUCGUUGGCGAGCAAGGCGACAUCAUUUUUUGGGAGAAGUGAGAGUGAAACAUUAUGUGCACUCCUGUGGGAUCCUGGUCUAAUACGACAGAAAGCAAGAGAGCAAUGUUGUUUGCUGCAUUUGGCUCUUCUUACUCUCCAAACCAAAUUCGGACAAUGACGGAGAAAGCACAACCAGAAACGUGAUAUCUCGCUUCGUUUCCUUGCAACGAUUAUGUUAACAAGACUUUACUUUGCAUGGCUUUCGCUCCAUCAUCCUUUUGCCAUCUUGUCUACCCUGACCGACUUCCACCUGCCUGGGCUCUGUCAAUUGUGCAAGGUCGACACGAGCGAGGUUCUAUGCAUUCAACACGCAGCUGAUUAUAGACGUUCUGGGGCCAUGUCUAAUGUCUGUUGCUGUAGUUAGAUCGCUGCACUGACCAUCUGAUAUGGCUGUUCCAAGGCGCAGCCCUGGUGCUGUACCAUCAUUCUGUGUUUUACUGAACUCUCAGUUUGAUAAGA
Messenger RNA from Rhodamnia argentea, 2757 nucleotides. RefSeq names its product fructose-bisphosphate aldolase-lysine N-methyltransferase, chloroplastic-like. NCBI's taxonomy places the organism in Eukaryota, Viridiplantae, Streptophyta, Magnoliopsida, Myrtales, Myrtaceae. Gene Ontology annotation, molecular function: protein binding; protein-lysine N-methyltransferase activity; [ribulose-bisphosphate carboxylase]-lysine N-methyltransferase activity. Bases 820 to 2298 code for a protein of 492 amino acids. The record is from RefSeq and is a predicted model, not a curated record. Gene Ontology annotation, cellular component: chloroplast. Gene Ontology annotation, biological process: peptidyl-lysine monomethylation. The transcript is spliced from 6 exons.